UUCACCAAACCAACAGUACUCGUAACAUACCUUCUCCUCACCAUCUAAACACAUCACCAAGCUUCCCGCCUUCCCAACACUCACCACUCAAAAUGAAGACCUCAUUCACUUCCGUUUUCUCCCUCAUCGCAGUCGUCGCUGCCAUCCCGACCACUCUUGCCUCUCCCAUCAGAGAAAACGCUUUAGAAGCCCGCGGCGCCAGCGUGCCACCGGUACCGGGCAACAACGAGAGCUGGCACUGCUCCACCCAGGACGACUCACCCGGAACAUCAAACAUCCAAGUCGGAGCUGACCGCAUGUCGACCUGGAACAAGUACUGCGGCGCGAACUCCGAUGGUAGCGCCGCGCGCAUGGCUGCUGGAGACGGCUACUCGCUCUUCAUAAAGGGAGUCCACGGUCAAGACGGCAGCUUUCCCUGUGCGGAUCUCGCCUCUCUAUUCAUCAAGAUCAAGGCCGUCUGCGGCAAGAACAUCAACGGAGAUGUGAGGGCUGGCGGUAGCAUCUGGGUUCCUGGCUACGAAGGAAGAACCUAUGUCUACGCCACCGCCGACAGCAAGUGA
Messenger RNA from Annulohypoxylon maeteangense, 560 nucleotides. RefSeq lists its product as uncharacterized. Lineage: Eukaryota; Fungi; Ascomycota; Sordariomycetes; Xylariales; Hypoxylaceae. The coding region runs from base 93 to 560 and encodes 155 amino acids. The transcript is spliced from 2 exons. The record is from RefSeq and is a predicted model, not a curated record.